AGAUAUCUCGAGAUGGGUAUUCUCAUUCCAGCUACGCUCGGAACGUGUUCGUACGUUCCGAUAAGUGAUCUCUACGUCUAUUAUAACAGUUGACAAGUCGUAUUAUAAUCGACAUGCCGCCCAAGACUAGCGGAAAGGCCGCCAAGAAGUCUGGCAAAGCCCAGAAGAACAUCUCCAAGACCGACAAGAAGAAGAAGAAGCACAAGAGGAAGGAGAGUUACGCCAUCUACAUCUACAAGGUCCUCAAGCAGGUCCACCCCGACACCGGUAUCUCCAGUAAGGCCAUGUCUAUCAUGAACUCGUUCGUGAACGACAUCUUCGAGCGUAUCGCCGCCGAGGCGUCCCGCCUCGCUCACUACAACAAGAGGUCCACCAUCACCUCGAGGGAGGUCCAGACUUCGGUGCGUCUCCUGCUACCCGGCGAGCUCGCCAAGCACGCCGUCAGUGAAGGAACCAAGGCCGUCACCAAGUACACCAGCUCCAAGUGAGCGGUCGAUUAGGUGAAGGAUCGUCCGUCGCCGCCGAGUCGUGUCAUCGUCCGAUGUGCUACAGUGCGGUUCAGUGUGAUAUGUGUAUAUCGAAUGUGUACCUAAUGUGUUGUUUGUGAGUGCGGCGUGCGUGCGUGCGUGUCGUUGUGAGUUCUCGUUCUGCUGCUGCAGACGAAACGAACACGACGCGUCGCCGCCCGCCGCCGCAGCACGCGUUUAUGUACAUAUUUGAGAUAUAUCAUUGAUACCUGGACGCCCGUGCGUACGCUCAUGUAGACACCCCGACAAGUCGGUGCGAACAUCAUGAUCAAACAAAAGGCCCUUUUCAGGGCCACAAAUCUAUUCAUGUGAAACUAUUUGUAUAUUCACGUUUCUUUGGUUUUGACGUCUCCUCUACAUAAUAUCGACUACAAUAAAUAAAUAGGAUGCAAAUUGAAGCUCGAAACUGAUACAAUAACAAGUUGAUGAUAGUACACACGAUUUAUAUGAAAAUGAAAAUAAUAUCACAAA
Trichoplusia ni (cabbage looper) is the source of this 998-nucleotide messenger RNA. Its product is annotated as histone H2B. The record is from RefSeq and is a predicted model, not a curated record. The transcript has a single exon. Gene Ontology annotation, molecular function: DNA binding; protein heterodimerization activity; structural constituent of chromatin. The coding region runs from base 114 to 488 and encodes 124 amino acids. Gene Ontology annotation, cellular component: nucleosome. NCBI's taxonomy places the organism in Eukaryota, Metazoa, Arthropoda, Insecta, Lepidoptera, Noctuidae.